This is a messenger RNA of Aspergillus glaucus CBS 516.65, 288 nucleotides long. RefSeq names its product SUMO family protein SMT3. The transcript is spliced from 2 exons. The coding region runs from base 1 to 288 and encodes 95 amino acids. Gene Ontology annotation, molecular function: ubiquitin-like protein ligase binding; protein tag activity. Lineage: Eukaryota; Fungi; Ascomycota; Eurotiomycetes; Eurotiales; Aspergillaceae. The record is from RefSeq and is a predicted model, not a curated record. Gene Ontology annotation, biological process: protein sumoylation. Gene Ontology annotation, cellular component: septin ring; nucleus.
AUGGCUGCCGAGGGCGAUUUCAACCCAACCCCUGCCAGCGAGCCUCCUACCGUGGAGCACCUUAAUAUCAAAGUGACCGACAACAACAACGAGGUCUUCUUCAAGAUCAAGCGGUCGACGCAACUCAAAAAGCUCAUGGAUGCGUUCUGUGAACGCCAGGGGAAGCAGAUUUCCACCGUUCGGUUUUUGUUCGAUGGCACCCGUGUGCGCCCCGAAGACACGCCGGAUACCCUCGAGAUGGCCGACGGCGACACUCUGGAGGUGCACCAAGAACAGAUUGGUGGUUAA